GAGGACUGAGGAGGAAGAGAGAGUGGGACUAUGGGAGAGGGAGAGAGAUCAAGCCAUGGAGUGAGAGAAAAAGAGAGGGAGAAAUUAGAGAGAAUGAGUGAACAUUGGUUGAGCUAGAACCAAAACCAGAACAAGAAAAAUAAUCAAAUUUAGAAAAUAUUUUUUAAACAAGUGAGUGAGAAACUAGAUGUGUCAUUUCUUUUUGGGGAGGGGGCAUCAAAACUAAACGACAUGUCGUUUACUCCACUAUCGAUUGGAACGACGUCGUAAUAACACAAUAGACAAAACAAAACCUCGACAAAUCCCAAGUCUUUGAAAGUGAAGUAAUCGUAGUUCGUAGAUUCAUCAUUGGUUGGUUGAAGCCGUGGCUUCACUGAUAAUUGAGCGGUCAUGAAGAUUCAUAGGCAGGGAAUGGGUUUGAGGUUAGAUCUGCUCGUGUUUAUGUUUGUUGUUUCAAUCUCCUUUCUUUGUCGGACUGUACUCUCCGAUCUCGUUCUCUCCAAGGUUGACCGACGGGCAGAUUUGAGAUCGCAAAUCGUUCGUGUAAUUUCCACACUCAAGGUGGAGAAUGGAGGGUCCAAUUUGGUUUCGGAGGUUCUGUUGGCUUUCCCUGAUAAACAGGUUAAAUAUUUGGCUUAUUUGGGUGCCACCAGUAAUGGUGGGAAGGGAAAAGCAAAAGAUUUCACUAAUAGUUUACCUGUCCAAGUUGCCCACCCUAAAGACAUGCCUUCAUCCUUAACAUUUUAUUCGGUGACUCUACCAAAGGGACUGGCUAAAGGGGAAAGCUUUACUCUUGAUGUACUGGCUGCUUACACUCAUGCCUUGCAGCCAUUUCCUGAGAAAAUUUCUCAGGCUGAGAUACAGCUCCUAGUCUUCCAAGAUAGCUCAUACUUUCUCUCUCCUUAUGCUGUCAAGUUUCAAUCACUCAGUGUUAAAUUACCUGAUGCUAGAAUUGAAUCGUAUACAAAAUUAGAUAAUACCAAGAUUCAUGGCUCAGAGAUUAAGUAUGGCCCCUAUGAGAAUCUUCCCCCCUUCUCGUACUCUCCUAUUGUUGUUCAUUUCGAGAACAAGCAACCCUUUGCUGUUGCUCGUGAGUUGGUGCGAGAGCUAGAGAUUUCACACUGGGGUAAUGUUCAGGUGACUGAGCAUUACAAUCUUAACCAUGGAGGUGCCCAACUCAAGGGGGAAUUUUCUAGGCUUGAUUACCAAUCCCGACCUCAUGUGAGAGGUGCAUCUGCAUUUAGGCAUCUUGUUGCAAAAUUGCCUCCGAGAACUCGCUCUGUUUAUUAUAGAGAUGAGAUUGGGAAUAUUUCAACUUCUCAUUUAUGGGGUGAUUCCAAAAAGACGGAACUAGAAAUCGAGCCUAGGUAUCCAUUGUUUGGUGGUUGGAGAACUGCUUUUACCAUUGGAUAUGGCUUGCCGCUUCAUGACUUCUUAUUUGAGUCACAGGGAAAACGCUUUCUUAACUUCACUUUCGGUUCCCCCAUUAACGACCUUGUCAUUGAUACUCUCAUUGUGAAGGUUGUUUUACCCGAGGGCUCUGCGGAUAUCUCUGUGUCUACACCAUUUCCUGUAAAACAAUCACAAGAGACAAAGAUCUCCCACUUGGAUAUUGCUGGUAGACCUGUGGUUGUACUGCAAAAAACCAAUGUUGUGCCCGAGCAUAAUCAGUAUUUCCAGGUCUAUUACAAGUUCAACAGUUUUGCCAUGCUUAGGGAACCACUUAUGUUGAUUUCUGGUUUUCUUUUCCUAUUUCUUACCGGUAUUGUGUAUAUACACGCGGACAUGUCAAUCUCAAAGUCAUCUCCUUCUUAUCUAGCUAAACUUCAGUGGGAUGAGGUGCGAGCUGCAGUUCAGCAGGUCCAAAAUAUUAUCAGUCGUUGCAUAACACUUCACGAUAAACUGGAAGCAUCAUUACACGAUCUUGCAAGGACUGGAGAUAUCCAAGCCUGCAAAGCAGCUCGAAAAGCUGCUGAUGGUUCGUUGAAAGAGCUCACAAAAGAACUGAAGCCAUUGUUGGCAUCUCUACAAUCGUCACAGCAAGCUGCUCAAAUAUUGCCCAAGGUCGAGGAUCUGAUUGUCAAGGAGAAAGAUUUACAAGAGAGAUUGUUGGCAAAACACUCAACAGUUGUGGACUGCUAUGAGAAAAAAAUUGGAGGAAAGGAAAUUGAGAACCGGGUUGCUCUACAUCAGCAGAAAAUCAGUGUGUUGUGGCAGGAAGUUGACGAUCUGCUGGACUUUAUCGAUGAGAUAUAAGAAUUCAACGCAGAGAGGACAGUCCCUUACAAUUAAAGAAAAAGUGUGUGUUAACUUGUGACAUCCUCAAAUAUAUCAGAUAGGUUUUCAAAUGGCAAGAACUAAUUUCAGUUUGAGUUUUUAUUAAUGUCUUCAGAGAACUGCUGAGUUUUUUCUAAGCUCUCUUUCUGUUCUCUUUAGGAUUUUAGAAAGAGAAGAAUGCUACUCUGUUGAACAAAACAAUCUAUAAUCUAAUUUAUAUUUUACGAA
This is a messenger RNA of Cannabis sativa, 2505 nucleotides long. RefSeq names its product dolichyl-diphosphooligosaccharide--protein glycosyltransferase subunit 1A. Gene Ontology annotation, cellular component: membrane; oligosaccharyltransferase complex. The transcript is spliced from 10 exons. The record is from RefSeq and is a predicted model, not a curated record. Bases 391 to 2256 code for a protein of 621 amino acids. Lineage: Eukaryota; Viridiplantae; Streptophyta; Magnoliopsida; Rosales; Cannabaceae.